This is a messenger RNA of Sardina pilchardus (European sardine), 6398 nucleotides long. It is a transcript of the gene ankib1b, whose product is annotated as ankyrin repeat and IBR domain containing 1b. Gene Ontology annotation, cellular component: ubiquitin ligase complex; cytoplasm. The transcript is spliced from 20 exons. Gene Ontology annotation, biological process: positive regulation of proteasomal ubiquitin-dependent protein catabolic process; protein polyubiquitination; ubiquitin-dependent protein catabolic process. Lineage: Eukaryota; Metazoa; Chordata; Actinopteri; Clupeiformes; Clupeidae. Gene Ontology annotation, molecular function: zinc ion binding; ubiquitin protein ligase activity; ubiquitin conjugating enzyme binding. Bases 262 to 3666 code for a protein of 1134 amino acids. The record is from RefSeq and is a predicted model, not a curated record.
AACAAAACAGCAGGAGUAGACACGCCAAUAGAUCACUAUCACAACACAGUGUUGCAAAUAGUACAAUUAGCCUGAAGACUUGUUAUGAAGGGAAAAAAUGAUCCCUUUCCGAAAAAGUCAUCGGCGUUAGAGAAUUGUACUCUCGGGAAACUGUAGCCACGACAAUAAGCUUUGUCCAGCUGAAACGUCCCAGCAUGCUUCGGGGCUGAGAGGUUCUACAGAAAAGGGAGGCGUCUGCGUGCUCGGUGGGGGCGUGCCACCAUGGGGAACACCGCCACCAAGUUCCGCAAGGCCCUGAUCAACGGGGACGAGCUGCUGGCCUACCAGCUGUACGAGAGCAACCCGCAGUUCAAGGAGGCCCUGGACCCCAACACCUCCUACGGAGAGCAGUACCAGCACAACACACCCCUGCACUAUGCUGCACGGCACGCCAUGACGCGCCUGCUCAGGUCCUUCCUGUUCAGCAAAGACGGGAACCCCAACAAGCGCAAUGUGCACAACGAGACCGCGCUUCACCUGCUGUGCAUGGGGCCCAGCAUCCUGCUGGACGAGGCGGCCCUGCACCCCCGCCUCACCCGGCCGUACGAAGACGAGCGCUGCCGGGCCGAGUGCCUCCAGAUCAUCCUCAAGUGGACCGGCGCCAAGCUGGACCAGAGCCAGUACGAGAGCGCGGAUGUCAACGCCACGGACAACAAGAAGAACAGCCCGUUACACUACGCCGCGGCUUCAGGCAUGAAGACAUGUGUGGAGAUCCUGGUGAGGAGAGAGGCCAACCUGUUUGCGGAGAAUGAGAACAAGGAGACGCCGUGUGACUGUGCUGAGAAGCAGCACUACAAGGAGCUGGCCCUCAGCCUGGAGUCUCAGAUGGUGUUCUCUCGCGAUCCCCACGCCGAUGACAUUGAGGCCGAGUACGCUGCGCUGGACCGUAGGGAGCUCUAUGAGGGUCUGAGACCUCAGGACUUGAGGCGACUGAAGGACAUGCUGAUAGUGGAGACAGCAGACAUGCUCCAGGCUCCGCUCUUCACAGCCGAGGCCCUGCUACGAGCUCACGACUGGGACCGAGAGAAGCUUCUGGAAGCCUGGAUGUCCAACGCAGACGAGUGCUGUCAGCGCUCGGGCGUGCAGAAGCCCACCCCUCCCCCCAGCGGACACAACAACUGGGACACGCUGCCGUCGCCGCGAACCCCACGGACCACUCGCUCGACCGUCACCUCUCCUGACGAGAUCAGCCUGACGCCGGGAGACAAUGGCGUCGUACAGUGCGGCAUCUGUAUGUGUGGCAUCUCUGUGUUUGAGGAGCCAGUGGACAUUCCAUGCGCUCACGUGUUCUGCCGAGGAUGCUGGGAAGGUUUUUUGAACAUGAAGAUUCAGGAGGGGGAGGCACACAAUAUCUUCUGCCCAGCCUUUGAAUGCUUCCAGCUGGUUCCCGUGGAGGUCAUCGAGAGUGUGGUCUCCAGGGAGAUGGAUAAGCGCUACCUGCAGUUUGACAUCAAGGCGUUUGUGGAGAAUAACCCUGCCAUCCGCUGGUGUCCGUGGGCAGGCUGUGAUCGUGCAGUGCGCCUCUCCAUCCAGGGCCCUGGUGCCAGCAACUCAAACCCGUUCAGCUACCCCCUGUUGCAGGCGCCCGCUGUGGACUGUGGCCGUGGGCAUCUCUUCUGCUGGGAGUGUCAGGGGCAGGCCCAUGAGCCGUGCGAUUGCCAGACAUGGAAAAUGUGGCUGCAGAAGGUCACGGAAAUGAGGCCAGAAGAAUUGGCCGGUGUGAGCGAAGCAUACGAGGACGCUGCCAACUGUCUGUGGUUACUCAGCAACGCCAAGCCCUGUGCCAACUGCAAGUCGCCCAUUCAGAAGAACGAGGGCUGCAACCACAUGCAGUGUGCCAAGUGCAAGUAUGACUUCUGCUGGAUCUGCCUGGAGGAGUGGAAGAAGCACAGCUCCUCGACUGGAGGCUACUACCGCUGCACGCGCUACGAGGUCAUCCAGCAGGUCGAAGAGCAGUCCAAGGAGAUGACUGUGGAGGCAGAGAAGAAGCAUCACAGUUAUCAGGAACUGGAUCGUUUCAUGCACUACUACUCUCGCUUCAAGAACCAUGAGCACAGCUAUCAGCUAGAGCAGCGACUUUUGAAAACAGCCAAAGACAAAAUGGAGCAGCUUAGCAAAGUCCUUAGUGCACGUCAGGGAGAGGCCCCGGACACCACCUUCAUCGAAGAUGCCGUGCAGGAGCUCCUGAAGACUCGCCGCAUCCUCAAGUGCUCGUACCCUUACGGCUUCUUCCUGGAGCCCAAAAGCACCAAGAAGGAGAUAUUCGAGCUCAUGCAGACGGACCUGGAGAUGGUGACCGAGGACCUGGCCCAGAAGGUGAACCGGCCGUACCUGCGCACACCGCGCCUGCGCAUCAUCCGCGCCGCCUGCCUGGUGCAGCAGAAGCGGCAGGAGUUCCUGGCGUCCGUGGCCAGAGGCGUGGCCCCCAACGACUCGCCCGACGCGCCACGCCGGAGUUUUGCUGGAGGAUCUUGGGACUGGGAGUAUUUAGGCUUUGGUUCUCCAGAGGAGUAUGCAGAGUUUCAGUACAGACGCAGACACAGACAGCGGAGACGAGGAGAAGUGUCCAGCCUGCGCAGCAACACCCCAGAACCUGACGACUCCAGCGAGGGGAACCUAGAUCUGCACGAGCUGGCUGGUGGUCAAAGACCAGGUCUGCCUAUGCCACAAGGAUCUCUGGAAGACGACGACCCCAACAUCCUACUUGCCAUCCAGUUGUCACUUCAGGAGUCCAACCGAUCGUGUAUGGGUGAUGGUGUCGGUGUUGGUGGUGGUGGUGUUGGUGGUGGUGGAGGUGAUGUCCAAGAGGUCCUGUCCCAUGAGGUGUCUCUGGGGGCUAUUGGGAGCUCGCUCCCCUCCCGGUUGGACUCGCUGCGUCGCGGCCCCGUGUCCGAAGCGCCGCGCGCUGCCCACAGCAGCUCCGAGCUCCUGGAGCUCGAGAACAGCCUGAUGAAACUGACCUCCAUGACGCCCAUCCCGCACCCGCUGCGCCACGCCGGCCCCCGUCACAUUUACCCGCCCCCCCAUCCGACUCCCCUGGAGGAUCCCCUCAACUUCCACCCGAAGCCCAAAGCGGCCCGCAACCUCUCCCACCGUCCCCUCCGCAAUGCCUUGAGCGGCUCCGAGGCUCCCAGCUCCGUUGGGUUGGAUCCUGCCGACAACGCCAACCUCAUCGGCAACAUCAUGGCCUGGUUCCAUGACAUGAACCCCCAGAACAUCGGCCAGGUGCCUCCCUCCUCGUCCUCCGCCACGUCCACCGGUGCCACGCUGCCUCCCCCGGGUCUCCACACAUCCAUGCCCACCUUGACCCCAGACUCUCCUCUGACAGAACCGCAGUUCCAGAUCUGGCCAGAGGAGGGCAGCGGUGCUGAGUCCUGCCACUAUCCGCCCUUUUCUGGCGUGGAGGGCGGCGAAGUGUCUGCCACGAGGCCCACUCAGCUCCACCUGGUGGGCCUAGACCCCUUAGGUCUGCCCCCAUCCCCUCCGGUGCGGGCCGACAACGUGGACAGUGAAACCUCCGUGAGCCAGCCCAGUUACUCCCACUCGGACGCCCAGAAGUUCGACUCGGACCCCGACCAGCCAAGCAGUAGCUCGUCCGAGUGGGAAGGACAGGUGCACCUUGUUUGAUGUCGAAGGAACAACGUCCUAUGUGCUGAACCCUUUUGUCACGAAACAGGACUACUGUUUUGAGAGUCUGGAGUCAAAGAAUCAAUGUAGCCAAGACUGGAGAAAAAAAGCACUUGAAUUCCUGAAGCUGACAAAGCAAAGCUGAACCCACGUAAUCUUUUACGGUCUGCUCACAGCUCGCUUGCUCACACUAAGCACUUGAAACGCUUCUGAAGGUCAAGGUGCCAUUAUUACUUGGACCAGAGUGGACACCACAGACUGGGCUUCAAAGUGUUGAAAUGUCCAGGUCCAUGUCCAUGAGUGGGCGUGAAUGAAACAGUUUGAGUGUCACUCAAAUCUGUGCCUCAAAUACAAAUAUGGCCAUAGGUCUCUCUCGUGCCCUGUAGUUAGUAGUUCAAGCUGUACGUGCUGACGAUUGUUCAGAGUGAACGAAACUCCCAGACGAAGGGAGAAAAAAAACAAACAAACAUAAUGACUGAACAAUGCAUACAUCAUAUAAACAACAACGGUUUAUCUUUCACUGGUGCAUAUAAUAUGUGAUAAGUUCUGAUUGGAUGGGGGACAAAUGUACAGCAUCUGUUCUUUGCCCAGAUGGCUGGGACCAUGUCUGUGUUGCUGUCCACAGCUGUGAAGGCACUCAUGUAUUCUGUUCUGUUGCCUUUUUAUGGGGUUGUUGAAAGUGUUAUUGUAGGUGCCAAAACUCAGAGGCAGACGAGCCAGGUUAGACAGUACAGGUUCCAUAGAACCGCAGGACUUUUAGGAGGUGAAGGUGGUGGUGGUGCUUGUCCCCCCCCACCCACCCAAAUUCUUUGGUCCAGUGACGGGUGAGAAGUGGGCCCUGAAGGCUCCUGGAAAUGUACACAAAAUAUAUACUGAACCACUGAAGGAAGUGAGGAAGAAGAGGAGGAGAUUAUUGAUUAUUAGAAUUGCACAGUUAGAUUUGCACAUGUCUGUGGUUUGCCUCUGAGAUCUGUUGUCUGCUCUGACCUAAUCUACUUUAUGCCACUACUAGUAACGUGAGGACAAGUCCUCCUGCAGUGUGCCAAAAUGGCCUCUACCCACCCAGUGGUCUUCAGAAAGAAAACUUGGCCUCUCCUCAGUCUUUUUUCAGUGCCUUGUUUGUGUGUGUGCGUGUGUGUGAGCGUGUGUCACUGUUGAUUGCCACGUAUCCUGAGCGUGUCCUAUAACACUGGCCAGACUUGACCUUUUUUUAAAAAGCGCAGUUUUUUGACACGUAGCCUUUGCCUCCUGCAGGCCAUCGGUGCGGCUCAGGAGCGGUUUUUACCACACACACACCUCUCUCUCUGGACUCUCAUCUAUACAGGAUACAGCGCCGCUGGACUGUGUUGUCGUGCUUCACUGCUGGUGUGUGUGACGAGUUACUGUAUGUAUGUAUAUGUGUGAGUGUGUGUGUGUGUGUGUGUGUGUGUGUGUGUGUCUGUGUGUGUGUGUCUGUCUGUGUGUCUGCUUGCUCAUAGAGAAAGUGAUGACUCAAGGACAUAGGUGCGGUUUCAUAUGAUUUCAAGAAAUGGGUGUGUUUGUUUUAUGUGUGCGUAUGUGAUAAGUGUGACGACAAAAAAAAACAACAACUAAAUGCCAUAAUAUAUAGUGUGAAACCUUUUUCUAUUUAUUUUUAAAUUAAAUAUACGUAACCACUUUCUGUGAUUGGACACUAAAAGUGUUGAGAUGCUAACAUUGUGUUGAUGCUAACAUGGUGUUACCUGGUCACUGGGAUGUGGUGUGGUUGUUGGAAUAGCUCACUGAAAAGAAGUGUUGUGUUGUUGAUUGUAUUGGUAAUCAUGUAGUCUCUCUUUAAAGGGGCUUUCUUUCUAUUAAUGGUUACUACUGACUUAGGCUGGCAAUAACAAGAGCUGCAACAACUUCAUUGGCGAUAGUAGUGUAGUGGAUAAGGAGCCCGGUUAACAUGCAGAAGCCUGAAAAGUUGAGUUCGAUCGCCAGCUGCCACCGUUAUGCCUUUGAGCAAGGCACUUAACCCCAAGUUGCUCCUGGGAGUGUGGCCCUUAACUGACAUCUGUAAGUCGCUUUGGAUAAAAGCGUCCACCAAAUAAAUGGAAAUACAGAUGGAAGACGUGGAGUCAGGUCCGUUAGAACUCGUGUGUCAGUUGUGAAGAGAUUCUCCCCAUGCAUGUAGCAAAUGUUUGAUUAUGCGUUGCCAGGUUAAAGCAAGAAAAGACACUGACAUGAAUUGAAGACCGGCUGAAAUGGAGCUAAGUGUAGCGUAACGGUAGUGCUUCUAGUAAGUGCUUGUAGUAACACUUGUUUCAGUCCUGAGACUUUGGUUGCAUCUUAAGUUGAUGAAAAAGAACGUUCAACUGGUUGGAUUUCAGCUUGACACAAUCAGAAUAUAGAUGUUUAGAAAAGUUUUCUAAAGAAAAAAAACAUAUCCAAAUGAACGCUGACAGCAUUAUCCAUUGGGUUUGUGCAUAUUACUCAGUGAAAGUUGGGCAAAAGUGCAAAAAAAAAAAAAAAAAAAAAAAUCUGAGCUUUGAAUGGGCCAAUUGUAUUUCUUUUUUAAAUUAUUAUUUGAUAAAAUGAUUAUCAAAAUAUGUUGCAAAUGGCACUCUUAUUUUGUUACCAAAUGGAACUUUAUAUUGUUAAAUAACAAAAAAAAAGGUUAUUUGCACUUCUCAUAAUCCAUACUUGAUACAUUCCCUCUUUCUAUGGAAACUCAGUUUAUUAUGUUUGCCCAUUAAAUUUGACAAUUCUACUCA